Molecule: messenger RNA, 5298 nt
Organism: Cyprinodon variegatus (sheepshead minnow)
Lineage: Eukaryota; Metazoa; Chordata; Actinopteri; Cyprinodontiformes; Cyprinodontidae
Product: cyclin-dependent kinase 17-like
Exons: 16
Coding region: 933-2465 (510 amino acids)
Biological process (GO): exocytosis; neuron projection development; protein phosphorylation
Cellular component (GO): synaptic vesicle; nucleus; cytoplasm
Molecular function (GO): protein kinase activity; ATP binding
Source: RefSeq, a predicted model, not a curated record
CAUGAGAGGGAGGGGAGUAAUGGCAAGGUGAAGGGAGGUAUCGAGACGACUGAAGCACUGAUAGGAGUGCCACAAGCUAGAAGGGAGUGAUCGAGAGUGGGAAGUGGAAGGGAGAAGGCAGCAUAACAGCCUGGAUAGAGUGGUGUGCGAAAAACAACUGGACCGCAGAGGACAAGAGGGAAAACGUCUGAAAAAAUGGGAGACACACAUUUGGUAAAGAGGAAUCCGGACUGCACGGGAAACCAGUAACAAGGUAGAGGGGAAGAGAAGCUCUAGAAUUAUAGUAGAAGAGAGGAUUUGUUAGUCGAUGAGGUCAGAUAGUAGAGUAUGUGACUGUUAAAACUGCUUUCUUCCCUGGGAGGAGCUGGACAACUAUGUUAUGAAUCUUGUGACGGAUGUGUGUACGUGCUUGUGUCAAAUGAAGACAGAAGAACUGUUAUUCUGAGAGUUCUCGUGCAUUAGGCAAUAUCUGCAGCAUUUUGCCUACCUGUACACUGUUUGACCUUCCUUAGUCAGCAGGAGCAGUGAGACUGCAGAGAGAAAGAAGACGGAAAGGAAGAGAGAUGAAGCAAGUGUGAAUCUACAGUAAAAUACCCUGAAAGAGAGAGAGAGCUGAAGUGGAGUUGCAGCUGAGGGAGUUGUUGCUGUGAUUGGUGUGCCUGCACCAGCCUAACAAUUGUAGACCCGUUCACCUCUGUUUGGAGCUGCUGUGCUGAUACUCUGGAUUCAGUUUUUGUCAGAUGGGAAAACUUGGACCUUUAAUCACCUACAGGCUUUUAAACAAGGCUUCUACCUGGAUAUAUGGACUGGAAAACUCUUACAAAUGACCUCAGUUUUUUGAGAAUACCUGCAUUUAGAUUUCCUGCUAAAUUAAUUUCUGAACAUUUAUAGAUAUUUCCGAAUGUUAGAGGUGUGAGUCUUCAAAAACGGAAAUGUCAGAUAAUCCUCAAGGGUGCUUUGGACCUGAUCCAAGGGGGGGAGACCCUAAGACGGGAGAGUCUAAAAUGGGAGAGGGGAUGAGAAUGGGGGAGAGAGAAGGCCCACUGAAGCUGUCACCUUUCCGUAUGCUACGAAUGUUGGAUGCAUGCCGGCCACCGGGAAAUCGGAUCGGAAUCGUCCAUGAAAAUGUGAAGAUGGGUUCGGAUGGGGAAAGUGAUCAAGCAUCUGGGACGUCAUCCGAUGAGGUUCAGAGUCCAGUGAGGGUCCGUAUGAGGAACAAUCACCAUCGGCGCAUAUCUAAUGAGGACAUAAACAAGCGGUUGUCUCUCCCUGCUGAUAUCAGACUGCCAGAGGGCUACUUGGAGAAGUUUGCCAUGAACAGCCCGCCCUUUGACAAACCCAUGAGCCGCAGACUUCGACGCGCAUCGCUGUCUGAAAUCGGCUUUGGGAAACUUGAGACGUACAUCAAGCUGGACAAGCUGGGCGAGGGAACCUACGCUACAGUGUUUAAAGGCAGAAGCAAGCUGACAGACAAUUUAGUAGCUCUGAAAGAGAUACGCCUGGAGCACGAGGAGGGCGCACCCUGCACAGCCAUAAGAGAAGUUUCUCUGCUGAAAGACUUGAAACAUGCCAAUAUUGUCACUCUUCAUGACAUCAUUCACACGGACAAGUGCCUGACUCUGGUGUUUGAGUACCUGGAAAAAGACCUCAAGCAAUACAUGGAUGACUGUGGAAGCAUCAUGAGUAUUCACAAUGUUAAGAUCUUCUUAUUCCAGCUUCUAAGAGGUCUUGCUUACUGCCAUAGAAGGAAGGUUCUCCACAGAGACCUUAAACCCCAGAAUUUGCUCAUCAAUGAAAAAGGGGAACUCAAGCUGGCAGAUUUUGGUUUGGCUCGGGCCAAGUCUGUCCCCACAAAGACGUACUCAAAUGAAGUUGUGACGUUAUGGUACCGACCCCCAGAUGUUCUCCUGGGCUCGACUGAGUACUCCACUCCGAUUGAUAUGUGGGGUGUUGGCUGCAUCUUCUAUGAAAUGAUCACAGGCAGGCCUCUUUUCCCUGGAUCGACUGUGGAGGAUGAGCUGCACCUCAUAUUUCGUAUUCUAGGUACUCCCACAGAAGCAACUUGGCCGGGAAUCACUACAAGUGAAGAGUUUAAAACAUACAAUUUCCCCCGCUACCACGCAGAACCCAUCGUCAACCAUGCACCAAGGAUAGACAGUGAUGGACUUGACUUACUCUUAAAGCUCUUACAGUUUGAAGCAAAGAAUCGAGUAUCAGCUGAAGAGGCUCUAAGACACCCGUAUUUCAAAACUCUAGGAGAGAACCUUCAGUCACUGCCUGACACUGCUUCCAUCUUCUCUGUAAAAGGCAUCCAACUACAUAAAGAUCCAGGGAAGAGGUCCUCGAUUCAUCCAGAGUCAAUGGUGGCCCAUAAGCUAGGCUCUGCACCCUCGCAGUACUUCCAGAGAGAGGCAGCCAAUCCCAGGGCUCAGAGUCACAAUCUCUCCUCCACUUCUACUGGCUGACUGGGCCCUGUCAAUCUGGCCAGGGGAAGAGCAGGAGGCAGAGUGUGUUGUUUUAGUGCUGGCGGGAUGGUGAGAUGCAGGAGACAGUGACACGUAGGGCUGUCUCAUCCAAACCAACAUUUACCAACCCCGCCACACACAGUCUAAAGGAGCGAAGCACACCUGCUACACAGUCACACACUCCUACUGGAGAAAGGAAAGAGACAUACACACCAACACUCUUUCAGUAAAUGUGAUAACAAAAACCACACAAAACUAUGGCUGAAGAAUUCUAACUUAUAGAUAAAGACUCAGUUCAACCCUAAUGAUAGAUAUUAUAAUGAAUAAGUGUAAUGCUGGAAGAAGUGGGAGGAUAUAAGGUUCUCCUUGCUGCUGCUGCUGCUACUGCUGUCCAGAAGAGGACAGUGUUAUAAUGUGAGCUGACUCGGAUUUGAAACUGAUCUUGCUGUAUCAGUCAGCUGGAAGGAAGGAGGAGUCAAAGUCAACAUGAAUCAACGGCUAAGAAAGUAAGAGGUGUCAACUCUCACUCUAUGUUCACAUUAUUGCUGUACAUAGAUAGACUAAGCUGUAGAACUCCUGCUUUUUUCAUAGCACACCUCAUCCUGAACCCAAACUCUAAUGCAUUGCACCUCGACCCUGAACUUUUGCUGAACUCCUUUAACGGUUGUUCUUUGAUUAUGUUUAUCUUAAACACACUGACUUACACUGAUGGCUCACUUGAAAAUGACGAGUGUGUUGACAGUUGGAGUUUACGGAGAGAAAUGUUUUGCACCUUAUUGCCCAGCAGAGGUCAGGGUGGCUGUUUCUGUUACCUCAUCAGUCGCUCCAGCAGGGUAGGAUGUACAUGUACACGACUGAGUAAGAAUCAUUCGAGAAACCAAAAAAAUAUGAUUUCCACUAAAAUCAUAGGACAUGCAUAAGAUGUUGUUUUUGCACUACUUGGAUACUCUACAUUUGAAAACACUCUGCGUUUCCGCAAUGCUGUAAAGAAAAACACUACACUGCAGAAUGCUGUUCUGUUUUUGUGAGAAGGAUAACACUGAAGAGGUAAAGGAAGUGUACAAUUCCUCACCUGCUGAUUCCCAGAUGCCCCACCCCUCAUCCUUUUUGCCUUGACUGAGAAGUUAUUUGUUGUCAUGUGGAGGUCUUAAUGUUGAACUGUCCUGUUUGUAUCUGAUUUUACCUCGAACUCAUAAAUAGAUCCUUCUUCUGUCAAACCUUAUGUGCUUUUUUUUUUUUUACGAUUUUACUUCUUUUUAAAAUGAAAUAAAUCUGUAUAUAUAUGAUCAUGAGAUUUACUUUUUCAGAAGAAGCAAUGAUUAUUCCAGGAUGCUGUUCUCAGUCUUAACAGUGGGUAAUUAGCUGGGGACAUGUUGCACAUUCCUUAAGCUCAGGACUUUUUGCUUGUUUUGUUUCUGUGGAUGCUGUGAGGUGCAGCUGAUGGCGUGUCUCCCCAGUAGAGCAAUUCAUGGUCCAAAGUCCUUUGCGAUGAUAGUUUAUACUGUAUGUAAAGAAUAUCCGUCUUUGCUGUCAUUCAUUUGCUGUUAAAUCAAUUUAAUAUUGUUGUUUAGAGACUACCUUACAUUUUGUUCUUUGUCGCCAUCUCUUUAAGCAUGUUUCGCUAUAAAACACAUGUUUUUAUGUUUGUAUGUGGAUUACCUGCUGCAGGAAGAGGAAUACCCCCUUUGAGCAUUGCAUGCAACAUAAUUUUAUCACAUGGUUAUUACACCAAAUAAUAUAAUAUGAACCUUAAAUACUGUACCAAUAACAACACAAUGUAAAAUACCGAUAUAAAGAGCUGACUGGAACAUGACGGGCUGUACGGUUAAUCAAAAUCAGCUAAAAUACAGUAUGUAGGCAGUCAAAUAUGCAGCGCCCUCCAUGUGUUCUGCCACCCCCUUGAAAAUGUAUCUGAAAGAUGUUUGGAAUACAGAAGAUCAUUUUAUCUUUCAAUGCAGUGGUCUAAUCUCACACAAUGUGAAAAAUAUAAAGGUAAAACUGAAUGUAAAAUUUUAAUAAAUGCGUUUUUUUUUUUUCUUUUUGCAAAAUAAUUUGAUUUAAUAUAGUAAUCAUGGUAAUCCAAGAUUAAUCCAAGAAUAUGAAUAUGAGGUGACAUAGACUUAUUUAACUUAAACAUUUUAAUGCCAAGAACAUUUCAUUUUAAAUAAGGCAAACAAAAUUACAUAUUUCAUCAGGAAAUCUACAGUUAAUGCAACAUUGGAGCAGAUUAAAGCAGCUAAAACUUCCAAAAAAAGGUAACAAGCUCAUCUAGUUUUUUUUAGUUUGAGAUUAUUUCACUGCAAUAAAAAAAAAAAGUCUUAUAAUUUCUACAUGGUUUUCACUUGGUGUGCCAAUAAGUUGGAAGGGCGCUGCAUUGUUUCUCCAUCUGUUCAGCUAUAUUGGCCAGAACUUGGACGACCAAAGUCGAUCCCUCCUGCCCCCAGCAUCAGGUGUUCAAGCACACAACUUUUUUUUUUACACACAAAUUAGCUGACAUGUCAACAUGUACUGUAUCUGUGAGGAAAGCCUGUUGGUGUAUGUGACUGCUUCUGAUGCUGACCUCGGGUCAUUUCUGCAUAUCUUUCCAUAAAAUGGAUUUAGAACAAGUCAACUGAUCCCAUGCUUCUGCAUCUAAGGACUACUUCUGUUUCCUAGAGUGUGACAGUAUGUAGCAUGUACAUAGAUGAUCCCUCACUCUGUAUAUAAAGAAAUGUACAGGUUUGAUACAGCUAUUCACAUUCUAGAUUUUUCUCCUUUUUUGCUUUUCUUUAUUAAAGGUCUUAGCAAUAUUUCUGUAAUCAAUAAAAAGCCAUGGAAACUGUUUGAUUGCAUA